UUAGUUUACAGAGAAGUGGAGAUCUAAACCGGAAGAAGAAGGAGCAGGAUUCGGUCUUGUCUCUUCGAUUCUUAGUAUGGCUUCAGAGAAAAAGGCUUCCUUAUCAAAUGCCGGGGUGUGGGCGAUGAACGUAAUUAGCUCUGUGGGAAUCAUCAUGGUUAACAAGCAAGUUAUGUCUGGAUACAACUUUAGAUUUGCCACUACAUUAACUGGUCUCCACUUCCUUGUGACUGCUCUGGUGGGGUUCAUCUCACAGACACUAGGAUAUUCAUCAUCAAAUAAACAAAUUCCCUUCUGGGAACUCUUUUGGUUUUCUAUAGUUGGAAACAUGUCAAUAGUAGGAAUGAAUCUGAGCCUCAUGUUGAACUCCGUGGGAUUCUAUCAGAUUUCAAAACUAAGUAUGAUACCAGUUGUUUGUGUGAUGGAAUGGAUUCUUCACAGUAAACAAUACUCUAAAGAAGUCAAGACAACCGUAUUUCUCGUGAUAAUGGGAGUAGCAGUUUGUACGGUCACAGAUGUUAAAGUAAACGCCAAAGGAUUUAUAGCAGCUAUAGUAGCUGUUUUUUCUUCAUCACUUCAGCAAAUAUCCAUCGGAUCGCUGCAUCAAAAGCACAAUAUUGGGUCAUUUGAUCUUCUCAGCAAAACUGCUCCUAUUCAGUCUGCCUUACUAUUGUUGCCGGGUCCAGUUAUUGACUAUUGUCUGAAUGGAUACAACUUGUUGGAAUAUAAAUUCUCCUAUGGUGCAACUCUUUUCAUUACACUUUCUUGUGGGUUAGCAGUCUUUUGCAACCUGAGCCAAUAUCUUUGUAUUGGGCGCUUCUCAGCUGUUUCUUUCCAAGUUCUGGGCCACAUGAAGACAGUAUGUGUACUUAUUUUAGGUUGGAUAUUAUUUGAUUCAGAAUUGACUCUGAAGAAUUUAAUUGGAAUCGCUAUUGCUGUGGGAGGUAUGAUAAUGUAUAACUGGGCAAUGGAGAACUCGAAGCAGUGUGGCUCAAAACUUAUGCCCAUUGUAACCGCAGAAGGAAAUGAUUUUGAUGAUGAGAAAGAAAGCAUGUUGAAGAGUGGGUUUCAACUGCAGCCUGUCAUCGACAUUGAUUUUGGAGAGGAAACAAAAUUAGACGUUAGUAGUAGCCCUCGAUAUUAGAAGUAAUUUCAAAAGAAAUAACAUUGAGCUAUAAUUAACAAUCAAAAUAGCUAAAUUCGUGUAUUAUAUAUUUUUUUUUUGGGGGGGUACAUUUUGGUUUGAAACUUGAAAAAGUCCAAUUUAUUUACUAUUAUUUUAUUAUGAUUAUUCUCUAAUUCACGUUGUGAUAUUAGAAACAUG
Molecule: messenger RNA, 1324 nt
Organism: Cryptomeria japonica (Japanese cedar)
Lineage: Eukaryota; Viridiplantae; Streptophyta; Pinopsida; Cupressales; Cupressaceae
Product: UDP-rhamnose/UDP-galactose transporter 3
Exons: 5
Coding region: 77-1144 (355 amino acids)
Cellular component (GO): Golgi apparatus
Molecular function (GO): UDP-galactose transmembrane transporter activity; antiporter activity
Source: RefSeq, a predicted model, not a curated record